Molecule: messenger RNA, 1389 nt
Organism: Aureobasidium subglaciale EXF-2481
Lineage: Eukaryota; Fungi; Ascomycota; Dothideomycetes; Dothideales; Saccotheciaceae
Product: glycoside hydrolase family 5 protein
Exons: 2
Coding region: 1-1389 (462 amino acids)
Biological process (GO): glucan catabolic process
Cellular component (GO): extracellular region; cell surface
Molecular function (GO): beta-glucosidase activity
Source: RefSeq, a predicted model, not a curated record
AUGUUUUCUUUCACCCCUCUUCUUUCUUUGCUCGCGUCUUCGACCUUGCUGGUUCAAGGUCUUCCUAUGAGCGAUCAUACAGCACCCAUAUCUCGACGCGGUAGUGAAACACCGGAAGUCUUCUCUCGACGCGGCAGCGAGACUCCAGAAAUCAUUUCUCGACGCAACAGCGAAACUACGGAGAUCGUGUCUAGACGAAACAGCGACAUUGCAUUGGAAACCCGCGAUUCAUGCGAUACUGCAGAUGGAGACCCGAUCAGAGGUGUCAACAUCGGCGGCUGGCUUGUCGUCGAGCCUUGGAUGAAUUGGGAACUCGUCGAAGGCACCAAUGCUCCUGAUCAAUGGACGUUCGACCAGACCGACGGUGCAGAGUCGAAGCUGCAGUCGCAUUGGGCGUCUUGGUUCAACGAAGCAGACAUGGCACAGAUUGCCGCAUGGGGCCUCAAUACUGUGCGCAUCCCAAUUGGGUUCUGGGCCUUCAACAAUACCGGCAGUCCAUACAUCUCCGGUGCAGAUGCAUAUCUUGAACGAGCAUUGGGCUGGGCUCGCAAGUACAACAUACAAGCGUUGAUCUGCAUGCACGGUCUACCUGGUUCUCAGAACGGCUUUGACAACUCUGGUCACAAGGGUAAUGCCGACUGGGCUGAGAACCAAGAUAACCUGCUCGCCUCCACGGCCGUUCUCGAGACCAUGGCAGCCAAGUAUGGUACUUCAUCUUGGAGCGAUGUUGUCUGGGGUUUGGAGCUUGUUAAUGAACCUAUCGUGUGGGAUGAGACCAGUGCUCGCUCUGCCCAGUCCUGGGCUGUCGACACUGUAAAGGCCAUGCGUACUCACAUCACCAAUCCAGACUUGAAGUUAGUCAUGCACGAUGCCUUUAUGGGAGCCAAAGCUUGGGUGCCCAUUGCACAACAAUACAACGCUGUAGCCGAGAACUUCGUCUUGGAUGUCCACCUAUACCAGAACCAAGGUGGUGACACCUCUGGUAUGACACAAGACCAGCACAUCGCCACCGUUUGCAACUACCCAUCGACUCAAUUUCUCCCCGACUCCGACCAGACCCCUGUCCUCGUUGGCGAAUUCAGCGACCAGACCAACAUCUGUGUCGAUGCCGCCGGUGUCGUGACAGCCGGAUCCUCCUGCUCCACCGAUGGCUGCCAAUGUUCCGCCCAACUCGACCCUUCCCAGUGGAACAGCAAUCUCGUCGCCGCAACCAGAAAGUUCAUGGAGGCUCAAUUGGACGUCUUUGAAGAGUAUUCCACCGGCUGGUUCUUGUGGAGCUACACCGGACCCGGUGCUUGGGGACUUGACAAUUUGUUCAAGGCUGGUGUCGUCGGUCCCGAUCACAUCACUCAAAGACAGUACCCUGCACAAUGCAGUUCUUCUUCGUGA